Molecule: messenger RNA, 1239 nt
Organism: Pyrenophora tritici-repentis Pt-1C-BFP
Lineage: Eukaryota; Fungi; Ascomycota; Dothideomycetes; Pleosporales; Pleosporaceae
Source: RefSeq, a predicted model, not a curated record
AUGCGGGCCCUGGUUCUCGGAGCGCUGCUCGUACAGACGCUGCAUGCCCAGCAGGUCUCAGAUGACAUUAUAGAUGCCAGUACCACAGGCGCUGCUAUAAGCGACGUCACCGCCGAUGCCCUAGCACCGCUACUUACCCCCGGCCCAGACGAGCCUUCAGAGUCUGAUCUCUCGUCUCUGGCGGAUGGCGGUGUAGACGCUACCAUCGACGCCGGUGCCGACGCCGCGGCUUCCGUCACUGUCGACGCGUCUGGUAGCGAAAUCACUCCUGGUCCACUGGACUACACGUCCGAGCUGAGCGAUUACAUGUCUACACUUCCCGUUGGCACCGCCGAUGUUAUCGUCAGUACUAGCGUUGCAUCUGAUGAUGCCAAUGCGGUGCCUACGCCCGAUGUCUUCGACCCGUUGGGGACAACACCUACCGACGACGGUUCUGCGUUUGCAACGCCGGAUCCCAACGGCGCUAUUGUGUUCAACGGGACGGAUUGGACUUUCCCGCCGGAAUCCGCAUCGAUAGACUCUGCGUCUACAGACUCUGGACCGGAUUUUUUGAAUGGCUUUGCUGUUUCGACGCCCAGUGAGGAUCCGGCGGUUGAUGCUGCGGCUACGGGUCUUGCAGAUGAUUCGGAUUUUACUGCGGAGUUGGAGUUUCCGUAUACGACAGAUUAUGCUGAUGCGGCGGCACCGACGUCUUCCGGACUGUUGUUGGAUGCCGACGGCAUUCCUAUUGUUUCUGAUAUUGCUACCGCAGAUGCUGGGCUUGCAGCUUCAGAGACUUCUUCUGAUGACUUUUCUGGGGCUACAUCGACAUCCCUUCCGGGUGACGACGACAGUGGCUUGUUCAAUCAGCCACCUCAACCUGGCACUGCUACUUCACAAGGCUUCAAUGCACCGCUCAUUACCCCUGUUGUGGCAGAUGCAUCAUCAGGCGUCGGAGCCCAGGACUAUGACACCACCUCCGAUGACAGCGAGUGCCCCUGGUGGUGUCUCGGAGGCGUCAACAACAAUGGUGGCGGCUACACUGGUAGUUACCCCAGCGAUGUUGCUAGUCCCAGCAGCGGCAGCGGCGGUGAUGGAACCGAGUAUCCCGAUGACGGCAACCAAUAUGCUGGCGGUGAUGAUGGCAGCAGUGGCACUGACGAUGGGACCGAUUACUCGAGCGAUACCUAUCCCUCCGUCAGGAGAUUCUUGAGAAGAGCGCUUCGCAAGCGGCAGAACGGCUUUGCGGCAUUCAACUGA